This is a messenger RNA of Astyanax mexicanus (Mexican tetra), 1509 nucleotides long. It is a transcript of the gene prkab1b, whose product is annotated as protein kinase, AMP-activated, beta 1 non-catalytic subunit, b. Gene Ontology annotation, cellular component: cytoplasm; nucleus; nucleotide-activated protein kinase complex. Gene Ontology annotation, molecular function: protein kinase binding. Lineage: Eukaryota; Metazoa; Chordata; Actinopteri; Characiformes; Acestrorhamphidae. The transcript is spliced from 8 exons. Gene Ontology annotation, biological process: signal transduction. The record is from RefSeq and is a predicted model, not a curated record. Bases 141 to 917 code for a protein of 258 amino acids.
CGUGGUUCAGCAGGACAAGGGACACGCGCGCGCGCGCACACAAACACCGGAAGAGGAGCGUGCUCGUGUGGGAGGAGAAACAUGGCGAAGUGAAAGAAACAGGCAGGAGCGGAAAGAGAGAGAGACUGGGUCUUGUGGUCAUGGGUAACGCCAGCAGUGAGAGGAGUGCUAAUGCCCAGCGGCGGGAGAGCCGUGGAGCUAAAGAUGGAGCUCGACCCAAAAUACUGAUGGACAGCACUGAAGAUGGAGAUAUCUUUCAAGCAGAUGAUGCCAAGGAGUUUCUGGCCUGGCAGCGUGAUCUGGAGUCAGACUCUAAAGCCCCACCUGAAGAGAGACCCACUGUGUUUAGGUGGACAGGCCCAGCUAAGGACGUCUAUGUGUCGGGAUCCUUCAACAACUGGGCCAAUAAAAUCCCCCUGUCCAAGAGUCACAGUAACUUUGUGGCGGUAGUUGAUCUGCCUGAGGGUGAGCACCAGUACAAGUUCUAUGUGGAUGGAAACUGGACACUGGAUCCAAAGCAGCCUGUAGUGACCAGCAAAUCUGGUACAGUAAAUAACAUCAUCCAGGUGAAGAAGACAGACUUUGAGGUUUUCGAUGCCCUGAAGACAGAUUCAGAGAAAUGUGCUGACAUGUCAGACAUGUCCGGUUCUCCUCCUGGACCGUACCAUCAGGAGCCCUACAGCACUAAAUCUGAAGAUCGACUGCGUUCUCCUCCUAUUCUCCCGCCUCACCUGCUGCAGGUGCUGCUCAAUAAAGACACCGGUGUCUCUUGUGAUCCAGCUCUGCUUCCCGAACCCAACCAUGUAAUGCUGAACCACCUGUACGCUCUCUCUAUCAAGGAUGGUGUUAUGGUCCUCAGCGCCACUCACCGCUACAAGAAGAAGUACGUGACUACACUGCUGUAUAAACCCAUAUGAGCAAUCAGCUGGGAAAAGCUCACCUGGAUCUCAGCUCGCUUUAUCAACACUAUUUAAACAGAAAAGAGUAUUAUUAAGAUAAUGAGCCUUAAAAAGCAUCAGAAACUCAAGUGCUGAUAUAUCAUCACUGUAAUGUCCAAACCUUACCCACUCCAUAUCUGAAACCACCAGCUGCCUUUCACAUUUCAUGAAGAACAGACCAAUAGAAAAAAGGACCAAAAUUACUUGUCCCUACUUUAAAAAGCAUUUUUUGUUUUUCUAACAAAAUAUACCAUUUUAAGAUACUGUCACAACAGUGAUUGUAUCUGUGUGGGUGCUCACAACAGCAUCUAUAUAUGCAGGGGUCCAAUAAACUAUGACUGUAUUUAGAUUUUUUGAUUUUAAUAAUGAAGUAAGCCUGUAAAGAGAACCGUCUGACCUGGUAAUGCUUUUUAAACUCAACUAUUUUUAGACUGUGAGAUUUUUCCAGUCAUGACCAGUGUGUGCUGUUGAUAUUGUUAUCUGUGUUACCUUUUUCAUGCAUUUUAUCACUUCUUAUCAGAGAAUACACAUGGAAUGAUUUAUAAAUAAAAAAUAUAUAUAAAAUUAGAAA